AUGAAUUUAUGUGCUCUCAGUAUUCUGAAAGGCCGUACAUGCGAAGAACCUGAUACUUACCUAAUGUUUGCCGAUGGUGACCGCAUUGUCGAUGCCUCCAUCGAGCCUGACAUCAAAGCAAGCAAGCCGCUGAAGGAACCAUUCCCGGCAAUCGAAAACUUGCAAGUGUUCGACGUUGAUGUGAAUCUGCGAAGAAUCUAUUAUGUUACGGAAUCACCAGCCGGAGUGAAUAUCAGUUGGUUCAGCAUGAAUAACGCUGAAAAUCCGAGAAUGAUCCUGGGAGCAACGAAGCAGAAGCACGCCGCUGAGAUCCGGCACAUCUCUGAUAUGAAGCUGGACUGGAUCACUGAAAAAGUCUACUUCACAACUGGACGUGCUGGUAAAGUGAUGUCGAUCGAUUCUCAGGGAGAUCAUCUGAGCACCAUCGCCGUCGGUGACUGGACCUAUGCCUUAGCGCUGGACCCAUGCAGUGGAUUGAUCUUCUGGAGUGAUAGCGGCUACAAAGCUACUGGAGGUUCGUAAAA
This is a messenger RNA of Cylicostephanus goldi, 524 nucleotides long. NCBI's taxonomy places the organism in Eukaryota, Metazoa, Nematoda, Chromadorea, Rhabditida, Strongylidae. The record is from the annotation of a GenBank genome assembly.